GGGUAUAGAUGAGAGUGAUUCACAAACGGUAAAACGCGCAGACGGAACCAACGUACGGUAGUUUUUAUGAUAUUGUUCCAACAGCAACAGGCGGUAGGAUAGCGUUACUGUGGGGAUGCACAAUUAUCCGGCGUGGGCGUCCCGAUUUAGAUCUCAUGACCUUUCCGUGGUUCUCCAUAAUAUCUCGGGGGCAACCGCAACGCAAAACAUUAUAAAGGUCAAAAUUAACUGUUUUCAGAUUUAGAUUUAUGAUUGUUAUGCAUUUGUUUGUUUAUUGCGGAACGUGUGAUACCAAUACCCGAGUUAUCACCCCUACGCAAGAUUUGGAAUCGUCGUUUAUCCUGGUACCAAGAACUCGCCGUGGGGGAAGAAGUUUUCUUGUUGAUUUCGGCAUCGAUUUCGACCUUUUGGGAAAGAAAAAAGAAAGUCAUUCAUUUGUUAGUCUGAGAAAAAAUAAUAUUGACAACCGAUCGGAAAAGGUUAAAGUUGUGGAGGGAAUCACAGGAGAAGAAACUUCCGAUGUCCAUGAAAUGUGAAAUCACGUGUGCUACUACAAGGAGGAUUUUGCGGGCGGCCAGCGCGUGCACACAGAAGAUCGAGCUGUCAAGUAGUGUCAGGAAUUAGGACUUGGCAGCGCGCUGGGUGCGUGUCGCUCGUAAACAUGGCACACAGAAUCAGAAGAAACCAGGGCAAGAUACAAGUCGGCUGUGAUUAUCUCGACAGAGAGGAUUCAGGAGUUCACUUGGACGAGCCCUCCUCUCCACUCCCCCAGCAGUGGUCGACCUCUGACCUGGACGACUUUGUGCGCGCGCUCACCAACCCCAAACACCACAUCACCAAGGUGAACAACCAGUCAUCGCACACAUCGUCGUCAUCAUCGUCGUCAUCGUCAUUCAACCAGAAGUGCAACCAGGACUUGGAGCAGCAGUUCCGUGAGAAGUGCACCAUUCACACGUGUGUGUCGUCAUCCUCGGUUCACGAGGUGCGCUCAACCACUGCUCACUCCGACCUGCACUCGCGCUUCACCUUCAACGAGCACUACUCACCAAGGGCAGACAAUAACAACGUCGACCAGACUGUCGAGUGGUCGGCGUUCUCACCCCAGGUGGAUGACGGCGUCUACGACGUGUCGGAAACAUUCACACUGAAAACACUGUCACCCAACGAAGAUCUGCACGUCACCUUCACCUGUGACUCUACCCCCGAGGGGUCGGACUCGGAACCCUCCUCACCACAGCCCGUACAGGGCUGCACCACGCCCAAAAAGGACAGUAAAAAGAGGCGGUUCCGCAAAAUGUUGUCCCGCCCCCUGAGGCGGAGUCAUAGUGCCGGGUGUGCUAAGGAUAUUCCCACCCAUGCCUUGUUUGUCGAACAGCAACAACAACACAAAGAGAAAGAAGAGUCGAGUGAGAUUGAGCAAGAGCGGUUAAACAGUUUUGAUUUAACCGAGUCAGAAAAUCCACAACGUAAGACCAGACCAAUCCAUAAAACGUCUUCUGCCGAUGCAGCCAUGAUGGCCACAGAAGAACUUCCUGUUUUCAGCUUACAGUCCAAACCAAAACGCAGCCUUGCCAGGAACAUGAAGCGGAAGUUGCAGGCGUUGCGCCGCCGUCACACGGACACGUCACUGAGCGCGACGCUGAAGGGUGAGAACGGGAAGGUGACUCACAUCAACCUGGACGAGGUUCACCAGUGGAGUCAGUCGUUCGAGAACCUCCUCACAAACAAAGCUGGUUUGGAACUUUUCCAUGGAUUCUUGAAGUCUGAAUUCAGUGAGGACAAUCUGGAAUUUUGGAUGGCCUGUGAAAAUUUCAAAACAACGAAAUACAGCAAACUUAACUCAGCUGCACAUAAAAUCUACACAGACUUUGUCGCAGUGCAAGCACCAAAGGAGGUAAACCUCGAUGCUAAUACUCGUGUUAAGACGUUAGGAAACCUCGACACUCCAUCCAGGUCGACAUUUGACGAGGCUCAGAGACGUGUUAAAAUUCUCAUGGAGAAAGACUCCUACCCACGAUUCCUAGAGUCAGACACUUACCAGCAGUUGUUCAUCAAGUCGUGAGAGUGCCACGCUGGUCUUAAACAUUUAUCAGCAAUUAGAAUUAGUGAACAGCAAAUCACGAGAUGUCACGCAUGUGUGUUAAACAUUUAUCAGCAGAUUGUGAACAGCAAAACAUGAGAUGCCACGAGCAUGUGUCAAACAUUUACCAGCAGAUCAUGAACAUGGCAUUGUGACUGUGGUCUGUGUGUGUCAAGCAUUUACCAGCAGAUCAUGAACAUGGCAUUGUGACUGUGGUCUGUGUGUGUCAAACAAUCUCUGUAGUUUACCACUGUCAGUAUCAUGAACAUCGUGCUUUAGGUGGAGAAUCAUGAAACACAUGUUUUAUUUCUCCAUACAUCAAGUUUGUAGCAGUGAAAUAUUAUGUUUUUUGUUCAUCAAGUUAUCAGUAUCGGAAAGUAUUUAAUACCCCAGUACAUCAAGUCUGUAGUGUCAUGAAUUAUUUAAUUUCACUAUUUAUAUCAAGUUAUCAGUAUCGGAAAGUAUUUAAUACCCCAGUACGUCAAGUCUGUAGUAUCAUGGAGUAUUUUCUUAUAGCUAAAGUUUGCAAUAUCAUGAAGUAUUUGAUUUCCCUAUAAAUCAAGUUUCCAGUAUUAUGGAAUAUUUGGCUUCACUAAGGAUCAAAUUUGAAGUAUCAUGAAAUUUUCCCAAUAGAUCAAGUUUACAGUAUUAUGAAAUAUUUCCACAUAAAGUUUGCAGUAUACAUGUAAUGAAAUAUUUUCCCAUAUAUCAAGUAUUCAGUAUAACGAUGAAUUUCAGUUCCCUAUAGAUCAAGUAUUCAGUUUAAUGAAGAAUUUGAGUUCCCUAUAUAUCAAGUUUGCAGUAUACAUAAAAUAUUUCUCUAUGGAUCAUGAAAUAUUUCCCUAUAGACCAAGUUUGAAGUAUAAUGAAGUAUUUCCCUAACAGCAUCUGUUUGUGUUUGUGUUAUUUUUAUUUAUGUGCAACAUGAACUGGCCUUCAUUUUACAUGUAAUGGUUGUAUAUUUAAUAUGAGCUGGUCUCUCUCCACACUUUAUUAUACUAUAUAUUAUAGUCGAUCACUUUUGUUAUGCAUUUGUUAUUGGAAUCUUUUUUUCUUUUUUUAAUGUUUAAUUUAUAUGUUUGGGGAAAAAACACUCCAUUUAUGUUCUAUUUUGUUAAACUGAAAAGAUAUAUAAUUAAUAAUACAGAAUGUUAAACUGUUAUUGGUACAUAUUUCUGCAAAGUGUGUUGUUGAAGUUGAUACUAAAAUUUAUCAUGAUGGUUGAGAGAGAGAGAGAGAGGGAGAGAGAGAGAGAGAGAGAGAGAGAGAGAGAGAGGGAGGGAGGGAGGAGAGGGAGGGAGAGGGAGAGAGGAGAGAGAGAGAGAGAGAGAGAGAGAGAACAAUGAAUGAAUGUGUGUUUGUUGCUCAUAACAUUGUAAAUAUUUCACAGAUCUCCACAAUGACAUAUAUAGCGUGUGUCUGUAUGUGUGAGUGCUUGUGUAUGUGUGCGUAAACUCUGUGGGACAUAUUUUUAACUUAAUUACUAUUAUACCUAGCUCAUAAACAAACAGCUUUUGUUCAGAGUACAUGUAUGUGAUUAAAAAUAUUAAAAACAGCUAAAGUAAAGCCACCUUUAUGAAGAAAUGUUUGGCAGAAUCAGUAGGUCAUUAACAAAAAGCUAUAGUUAAACCUUUUAAAUGAAUAAACAGCUAUAGAAGAACUUUUCAUAAAACCAAUGAUAGGUGUUAUUUAACUAUUCAUGAUUAAAACAACUGUAAUACAUAAAACAUCUCAUGAACAUUAGAACUUGUUUCUUGAUGAAACGGGUGGUAAAUGUAAACAGUUACAUUAGAACUUGUAUUUCAUGAAUGUUUUUCUCACGAGUAAACGGCUACAAUAGAACAUGUAUUUCACAAACAAGCAGCUGUGGUAGACAUCAGACCUUGUGGAUACCAGGACCUAUAUUUUUAAAUCUAUCUUAUCUAUAAUUUGUUAAAACUGUCAUUGGGCAUGGUGUGUGUUAUGGUGACAUCAGAGCCUAUGAUGGUUUUAUGAUAUCGGUGCUCAGAUAGCUUUGACAAUAUGUAGCCAAUAUUCAGUGUUUUUUUUACUCAGCAUUUGAUAAUUAAUUUUCAAUCCCCAUCAGAAUGUUUAUGUAAAACACUUAACAUGCUUUGAACAGCGUGUUCCAGUGUCAGUUAGAAGAUCACUUCAACAUGGUUUCCUAUUGUACUUGUGAUUAAGAAAAUAAACUUCUUAUACCUUUUAA
Gigantopelta aegis is the source of this 4289-nucleotide messenger RNA. RefSeq lists its product as uncharacterized. The record is from RefSeq and is a predicted model, not a curated record. The transcript is spliced from 6 exons. NCBI's taxonomy places the organism in Eukaryota, Metazoa, Mollusca, Gastropoda, Neomphalida, Peltospiridae. The coding region runs from base 662 to 2062 and encodes 466 amino acids.